Molecule: messenger RNA, 41103 nt
Organism: Podarcis lilfordi (Lilford's wall lizard)
Lineage: Eukaryota; Metazoa; Chordata; Lepidosauria; Squamata; Lacertidae
Source: the annotation of a GenBank genome assembly
AUGGCUUGGUGAGUAUUAUUUACAUCCUCGCCUGGCUUGUGUCAUAAAUUAGACAGAUAUUGUCUAGUAUGGAUUUGACAGUGCUCCCUCUGAUGAAAACAAAUAACUAAAUUUGCUUUGUUAGCGCUGCAUGUGAGGCUCAUAAAAUGUAUUUUAAGAUACCACCAUGGCUCUCUUUUGUUUUGUUGUAUGUGUAAAAAGAAAAGAUUUUCCUCUGCCCUUCGUCAUGACCAAUAAAAAUAAGUAGCUGUUCCUAAAUCAUAGGACAAAAAAACCACAGGCUUAUGAAUCCAGAAUAAAUAUAAUACGUUGAUAACAUGCUGCAUAGCUUAGUAUCAAGAAUACAUGUCAAUACCGUGUAACAAAGAGAUGGAAGAAGGAGCCUCAUCAUUAGGAGUGUUUGAAUAGAACUGGGUGCAAGUGGCCUCUCAAAAUUAUCUAUUGUAGUUGUAGGCAAAGAAAUUGGUGGUGGUGGUGGACCUGGAGGAGGAGAAAUUAUUGAACACUUUCUCUGGGAGUGGGGCUUUCCAUUAGUAAUGGCAGUAGCUCGACUUUGUCACUCUCUCCCUCUGACACUACAAGUGGCAGCUGCAGCCAAGUGUCUUGGCAACCUGGCUGCCAUUUUGCAUCCUCCUGGCCCCAUUGUCAUUCUGGAAGAAUAAUGGUGGCAGUAACAAAAAAUAUUAUUGGAGAAUAUCAUUUGCUUUUUUUCAAGGGGUGGGGUGUGUGAAAAAGAAAAAGGAAAUUCCAGAAAUUUUCUCAGAAAAAUCUGUUUUGAGAAAUCUCAGCUCGGUUUGUUUCAAUGGGACUUGUGCAUGUAUAAUUCAGAGAUGUGUUACAAAAGUACUUGAAAUGGUGUGCAAUUACAAAAUGACUGUUCAUGGUGGGGGGGGGGAUUCACUAGUGAGUGAGUGUUUCUAAUUCUAUCCAGUACAACCAAUCCCUAGAAUUGUAGAGUUGGAAGGGACCACAAGGCUUAUCUAGUCCAACUCCCUGCAAUACAGGAAUCUUUUUGCCCAAUGUGGGGCUCAAACCCAUGACCCUGAAAUUAUAUUCUACCAACUGAGCUAUCCCUUAGUUGUCUCUUAUUCAGGGUCAAACGGAGCACGGUUCUGUAAAAUAAUAAUAGUCCAAAAGAUAAUUGGCAAGCUGCUGUCCAUAGCUGGUUAUCAUCCGCUAUUUCAUAUAGCAGGAAAACACUCAAUAGGCAUAGUAGCAAUUUUUAAAGAUAUACUUUAACUGAGUUCAGUUUGCUCUUGUCUUAAUUGUUGGCCACCUGGAUUCUGUAUGAAAAGCUGCUGAUAUUCCUGAUGGUAGACAGUAUAUUUUCCCAAAACAAUUAUUCUGCACAGUUUUCAAGACUUUAAUGGAGUUUGAAUCAGAGAGCAUUUGAGUAAGCGCUUUGCUACCAAAUAUCUUUAGGGCAGGUUCAGCGUUGCAUUGAGCCAUUCUGUCCAGAAGUUGGGCUGGAGAAACGGAACACAUGUUUGUGCUUCUCAGUGCAUAAAGCAAAACCAUAGCUACUAAGGCUGGAGAUGGUUUUUCUUGAGAGAUGCUUUGUUUCUCAUAGUGAGUUUGGCCCCAAUGCUAACAUUUGUAAAACAUGUCUUUAAAUUAAGGGCGAGGAACCUGUGGCCCUCAAAAUAUUGUUGGACUCCAGCUCCAUCAGCCUUAGUCAGCAUGGCCAGUGCUCAGGGAUAAUGGAAGAAGUAGUCCAACAACAUAUGGGAAGACAAGGUUUCCCGUCAGUGUUUUAAAUCAAUACCAAACUCUGUGAAAUAACAGAAAGGUGCAUAUACACAUCAUGAGCAGUUCCCCCCCCCCCCCAAAAAACCCCUGCCUUUGCUUUUCUGAAAAAAGGAUAAUCUGUCUCUUUCUCACCAGAGUAUAACAUUUUCAUUGGAUGUGGUUAUAUUCCCAUUUAGCUGUUUUUAUGUAAUUAUUCUCCUUUUCUCUGGUAUUUGAUUAUACUGAUUUUAUAUUGCAGUUUUUAGACAAUGUUGUGCCUUUUUCAUGAGCAGCUUGGACAUUUCCCUUGGGGAGACAAGUGCAGUGCUUUUUUUCUUUAAAAAAGGUUUAGGGGUACUCUCAUUUUCCUACUCAUAUUGAAAUACUGCCCCUCAAUGAGGUCAAACUUAGAUUCACAAAAUGUUUAGGGGUAUGUGUACCCCUGCAUCCCCUCAGAAAAAAGCACUGGACAAGUGGAUUAUAAGUAAAUACAAAUCUGUGUAGUACGGUGUUACCAGGGGAAACACCCCAUCUCUGCAAUUGAGUAAGAACGAACUACUUGCUUUCCCACUCCAGUGAUAUGUAACUUGCACAAAAUUUCAUUUGCUCUAUGCCAGUAUCAAACUCCCACCUUCUAGUACUACUUUAAUUAUAAUACCAUUAACCAAUGGUCAUGUUUCAUAGAAAUGCAAAUAUGUUGAAAAAAGCCUUGUUGACUUUGCACAUUUAAUUAGGUCUCUGUCUUCAUUUUUGUGUGUGUGGGCACCUCAGCAGUCUGGGUUUCUUUGGCUGAAAAUACAUCACAGUUUAAAUCAUUAGGUGUCACAUCUACUUUUGAAACAAAGCUGAAGAUCUUUAACACAUCAUUGAGCUCUCCACAGGCAUCAUGUUUCGAUAAUCUUGCACGAUAGAUAAAUCAUGGUUUACAAGACCUCAUCUAUCAAGAUGCUGAACUUGUGUAUUUGAUUUUCGCAGCUCCUGGGAAUUCCAAAUUCUGAGACUUAAAGCCUCUUUUGGAAGAAAAUGUGUCACACAUAUAAAAACAUUUAUUAAUAAAAUAUGCUAGAGGGCAAAUGUUCAUACUAUCUAUACUCUUAUGGGACACCUGGUUGCCUCCCACCAAAGAGAUAUUUCAGGUCCCUGCCCACUUUGCUUCAGCUUCUAGUUGCUUCUAGACUAGGGGUAGCCAAUAUGGUUCCCUCCAGAAAUUGUUGGACUUCAAUUCCCAUCACCCCUAAGCGUAGGCCAUGCUUGCUGUGGCUGAUGGGAAUUGGAGUCCAACAACAUCUAUAGCAAUUGUUAACGUGUAUUCCAUUCCUUUUGUCAUAUUAAUUCACUCUCAUGCUAUAUGCAUAUUACCGUUUGCUCCAGUGCACUCCCACAGCUUUCUUUUUGAAGCUGAGUUGCCCACAAUCUACCUGUGUCUUGCAUUUUUUCAAGAAAUACUCCUUUGAUGUGUUUCUCCUCAAAUGAGCUUCCAUCUAAUUUGAAAAUGCAAGCUGUGAAUAAACUGAGGUGUGUACAUUUCAGACAGCCUUUGUGCAUGUGCAGAUAACAACUUUCAGUUCAGGUGUUGCAGGUACAGAAAAACAAAUCAGGUAAUGUGCAUUAGGGCUGGAAGAUAUCUGAUUUUCAACAUCACGAUAUAUCACCAGCUAAAUAUCACAAUAUCUUGAUAUAUCUUGAUAUAUGCAUAUAUCUAUGUUGGCAGCAGAGGACCCACCAUACUGCCCCACAGCGGUGGAGCGUGCACUGGGCUUCCCCACAGCAGAGAGCCUUGCCACACCUCUGCAGUGGCAGAGGGUCCUGCCAUACCUCCCCACAAUGGCGGAGGGUGCGCUACACUUCCUCACAGCAGCCGAGGGCCUUAACGAGGCUUCCUGCGGCAGAGGAGGGCCUUAAAUGGUAAAGAAGUAGUAGAUUUAAUACAAAUAUUAAAUAAACUUCCAUAUAUUAUAUUUAAUAUAUUUCCAACCAAUUUAAGAGUAGUUUAAGUAAUUUACUAGUCAAGUUGCAUCUGCUUCCCCAUUCAGAGGUCUACGUACAACCUGUGCAUGCAUAAGUCCCACUGAGUUCAACUAAACUUCUACUUUCCUGGUAAUAAGCCUUGCUUUAUUCAGUAGGGCACAGUGGCGUAGCGUGGGUUGUCAGCACCCGGGGCAAGGCAAGUAAUUUGCGCCCCCUAACCCGUGGAUUUGCGCCCCCUAACCCGUGGAUUUGCGCACCCUAACCCUAACCCCCAGAUGUUGCGCCCGGUGCGGCCGGCCCCCCCUGCACCCCCCACGCUACGCCACUGGUAGGGCAUGCUUGUGAGUAGACACUCAUUUGCUUGCAUUGCUUACCGAAAAACACCCUCCCCAUCAUUCUCACAACCUCCCAUUUCAGCAUUAGGUAGCCAGCUAAAUCUUCUCCCUUCCGUUCCUCCCCCCCAGAAGGGACCCCCCAAAAGCCCUCAUUCCACUUCCCAGUUCUUUGUUUACUUUGCCUCUUUGAUUGUCUAGCUGUGGGGGGUCCCACCUGGAUUUUUAGCAGGCUCUGCAUACUUAGCUGAGCUCUAAGUGGAAAGGUACCCAGUGAAGAUGCUGGUUUAUGUGAGGGCUUAGGGGUUAGGAGGGAGAGAGCAAACAGAGCUGGAGACACUGUGCCUGCAAAUUAUCUGUAAAGUACCUGUUCAGCUGAGCUACCCCCGGAAGCUGUUAUGUGUCCACCUUUUGUUCACAAGUAUAUUGCCUUGUUGAACUACUUAUCACAAUGUUAUUUCAAUACUCAAGGGUAUGGCAAUUUAUUGCACAGCCCUAAUGUGCAUCUGGUGAAGAGACCCCAGCCCUCUCUCUGAUGUCUACAGCGGCAUGCAAAUAUGACUUCAAACGCAGCUGAGGGAAACAACAUUGCCACAUUUUAAGCCAUUAAUGUGUAUAUACUCCCAUUUCAAAAUGGAGAAGCUGAAAUGUUUGAGGCUUCAACCCUCUUUUUCAUGGGGAAUUGAAAGGCUCACUGAGGACUGGAUGAUGUUUUUAGCAUUGGAAGGUGCCUUAUACUAGGUCAGUCUGUUUAUCCAUCUAGCUCAUCUGCUCUGACUGGCUGUGGUAUUCUAGGAUCCCAGGUCAGGGUCUUUCCCAUGCUUGCUACCUGAUGAGAGUGGCAGUAACUUGAAUACAGGACCUCUAGCAUCUGUUCUUACCACUGAGCUAUGGAUCUUCCAUUUCUCACUGCUCCACAGUAUAAAUAGGCAGUGCUUCAAAAUGCCAUGCUUGAAAUCUUCAGGUAGGCACUUUUUGGUCUAGAACAGAUAUUUUAAGUGAAAGGAAUUGAUUAAAAAAAAGAAAGUUCUGUCAAGGGAUGAGGUGAUUUUUUUUUUUCCAGAAAAGGAUGAGAUGUAAGACAGCAAUGUGGCAUUAUAUUCAUUUAGAUGAGCUACCUCAAUAUAUACAUCCUAAGAAACAUACUGGGAUUCAACUAAUGUAUCCCAGUAGCACAACGGGACUCUGCCUACACCUUCCCAAAAUUGGGGUGGGGUCAGAGGAAAUCCCAAAGCAGCAGGGGCAGAGAGGUGAAUAAUUCCAUCUGGCAAGCUGAAAAGCUUGCAUUGGCAGGAUGAUUGCCACAGUGCUACAUUUAAUUUCUCCUGCUUUAUGUGCUCUACCCUGAAAUGUGAAUGAUCCCCAGUGCAUUUUGCUUCUUUGGAUUAUACUGCUUGCUUGUCUUACUGAGGCCAAGGAUUACGACCUCAGAUCCAGUGAAUAUUUUUUUAUUUUCCCUAGAGGAGCACAUUUUGAUAGCUAAGGAAAUCCCAUGUUUGCUUGUGCUGGAAUGAUUUUUUUCUUUGAUGAAAAUGAAUGUGUCAGCGUUUACUAGACCCAACUUCUGUUGGCAUAAGAGAACACAAAGAUCUCUCCCCCACCCCGCAAAAUCAGGCAACAUUUUUAAAAGCUCAUUUUUUUUGCAUCAGAGACAGCCAAGUUGGCUGCUUAUGCAAAGAUGCUUCUUUAUCUCAUACAGCUAGUCACCUAAUAAAAGUUUUCUAUUACUUUUGACACAUUUAAUACACUGAAUAUCAUGCUAUUGCCAGCUUUGGCAGCGCACACACCUACCUCCCCCCUCAAAUCUCGGGAACUGUAGUUUAUGCUUCACAGAGCUACAACUCCCAGCACCAUUAACAAACUACAUUUCACAGGAUUUUUUGCAGUGGGGGGAGCUUUUAAUUAUUGGUGUCUAUGCUGCCUUUGUUGGGAUUCAAGCCACUAUUACUUUUCCGCAACUCACAGGUGGGAAAGCAUUGUAGGAAGAGACAAUUGUCAGCAGAAAGUUGUCGUCAUGCCAGCCCCUGAACAUGCUGGUCCUUCAUCCAGAAUUUUCCCUGUUUGCCAAACAGGGGCUUCUGAUAUGAUGUAGAGACAUGACUGUAGAGUGAUCCUAUGGCCAAUUACUGGCUGUAGGGUUUUUGUUUGUGAGAAGAAUUAAUCCCAGAACAUUGCAUGGGAAACACAUUGUGUUGUUCAGUCACAUGCACCAUUCAUAAUCACUCUGAGAUUGGAGUAUUGCCAUAAAAAGUGCAUUUCAAAUUGCAGAGUCACACCAAUUUGUUACCAUGACAGGGUCGAUUGAGAACUACGUGAAUGCUGUUGCUGUAUUUCACAUCAAAAGUCUGAGAGGGAGAAAACGUAUCAGAGGCACCUCAGUUUCAGAGAAAAGUGAAACCAGGCAUUAGAGGCAUUACAAAGACUUAACAAAGUAGGCUUUAUCUCAGGCUUGUCAGUUAGGAUUUUCGCUCUAAUGCCAGAGGGAACUAUCGGAUAAGAGAAGAUACCUUCAAAAUAAUACGUUCAGCGCUAGUACUAAAGCAAUCCAUCAGUGACUUCAUAUCAUUACCUGGGAUUAACUAGGUUUUCAAUAACCCUGUUCUGUAGUUGCUGCAUCAUAGGAUCUCAUUUUUAUAGUAGUAGGGGGUGGUUUUUCUUUUACGCUCAGGGUGAGAAUAGAGACAAAAAUACUAUUUUUACUGUUCUGCAGUUGUCUUAAUUGUAAAAAGUUGGACAUAAAUCAAUAUUUGUGUCCAUCCAAUUAAAUGUUAUAGUCUCUUAACUACCUGUUAAUUUGGCUACUUGAGCAGUAGGGAAGAGACUGAAGUGUGGCAUUGUGUGUGUUUAAAUCAAUAAACUGUUCAUUCAGAUAUGGCUUUAUCUGUGCCAAACUUAUUCACAGUGUGGGAUUAGAAUAGCUCUCACCCACCUCAUUUUAAGGCCACUUUGGAUUCUGAUUUGUAAGUCAUUUUGGAGUGGAACACAAUGCAUAGAAGGGAUCAGGGCAACCCCCUAUUAAUAAUUAGAUAUAUUGGUCUUGUAUGCAUUGUAUUCUGUGUGCCACCAUUUCAGUUUCCAAAUAUCAGGCAAUGUGGAGCUGGUGGAUAACAAGGCAGGUAAAAAUUAUUUUAAAAUGCCAUAAAGAGUAUGUGCACAUGCAUGUAUGAACAUGCAUAUUUAUCACAUAAACACAUAUGCAUAUGUGUGUGUUUAUAUACAUAUAUAUACAUAUACAUAUACAUAUAUAUAUAGUUGUGUGUAUACCUAGUGACCUCCUGAGCCUUUAUAUUCCAAUUCAGUCUCUGAGAUUAUGUGGACAAGCACUGUUAGUUCCCAUUCUUCUGUGUUUCAGAAGCCCAGCUAGCUUCAACUAGAAGCCAGCCAUGUACUUUUACCAGUUCCAUGCUGUGCAAUAGUUUUGCUACUAUAUGUUUCAGAUGCCUCUUGAAGAUCUUUUUAUGCCAGCAGCCUGUUCAAUGUUUUAUAGUACUCAUCAAUUUUCUUGUAUACUACCCUGAUAAUUUAUAUAAAGGGGCAGUCUAUAAAUAUUUUUAUAAAUAAACAAAAUAAAUGUAUAUAUACACAAACAUACUUUUAUAUGGUUGGUUUGGCUGCAUCCUUGGACUUUUGGAGCCCCCCUCUUUAAAGGCAUGUUUAUUGAAAUUCAAAUAUUCUUGAAGCACAAGCGAUAAAGCUGCAGAGUCAUUACUAUAAUGUGCACUGUUAUCAGAGAAAACAGCUGUAAGCAAGCAUGAUCUGUAGUGAGUUUUGUACACUGACCUAUCAAGUUUCCCAGCAUAUAGAAAUCUGAUCCUCUCUUGUUCAUUUCCUCCCUUUUGUUAUUAAAGCAAUUUAAAUAAUCCUAGUUUCUGAAACCAUUUUAAAGGGUCACAUUCUGAGAGCGCACACAUGAUUUGGAAAAUAAUCCUGUUGAUAACAAAGUUUUCCUGCAACGUAGUUGCAUUAGUUAAUUGCAUGGUAUUGAUUUAUCCACAUAACUAAUUUUAGCCCACUGUUUAUGGAAAAAUUCUGGGUAGGAGAUGCUAUGUAGCAGGGAUAGGGAACGUCAGGCUCUGGGACCAAAUAUGGCCCCCCUGGCCACUCUGUCUGGCUCUUGGCAGGGGCGUAGCGUGGGUUGUCAGCACCCGGGGCAAGGCAAGUAAUUUGCACCCCCUAACCCGUGGAUUUGCGCCCCCUAACCCUAACCCCCAGAUGUUGCGCCCGGUGCGGCCGGCCCCCCCUGCACCCCCCACGCUACGCCACUGGCUCUUGGGACUUUCCUCAGCUCACAUCCCUCACUGGCUCUGCUCCAGCUUACACCCCCCCCCAGCUUAAUGUCCCCCUGAACUGUAAUAAUGUCUCUACCUAGCAUGGAUGUUGCAGUGGAAAGAUGGAUAGGGCCAGUGUGGUGGCAAGUGUUGAACUGGGAUCUGGGAGACCAGGGUUCACAUCUCUGCUCAGCUAUGAAGCUCACUGAGUGACAGUGAGCCAGGCACAGUCCCUCAGUCAACUUCACAGGGUUGUUUUGAGGACAAAAUGGGUGGGUGGGGGGACCAUUUACACCAUAUUGAGCUCCUUGCAAGAAAAGGUAGGAUAUAAACCUCUCAACCCCCAGAUUUGCUUGCCUUUUCUUUUACUUUCUUGCAGCUGUGUGCCUAUAACUAAAAAAGUACCAAAUUUUCAGUAAGUCAGAAACAAAGGAUGCAUAUGAGAGGAGUGGUUUUUUCACUUUGCAAAUCUGUAUUCAAAUUACUCACCUACAGUAAAUGUACAUAGUUGUUUUGCAAGUAAAUUGUGCCAUGUGUGGGAGUUGAGGAGGAACAGUGACUUAGGAGUUGAUAUUGAGAACUAUGCAAUCCUUCCUAAUGUAACAUAUUCUCUUUUGUGUGUUGCAGGUAGCAUAGUAUACCUUGGGAUGAUGGUGGGGGCAUUCUUCUGGGGAGGCUUGGCAGACAAGGUGGGAAGGAGACAGUCUCUUCUCAUAUGUAUGUCUGUCAAUGGAUUCUUUGCCUUCCUUUCAUCAUUUGUCCAGGGCUAUGGCUUCUUUCUCUUCUGUCGUUUACUUUCUGGAUUUGGGUAAGCUCUUCCUUUAUUCCUUUCAUUUUCUAAUUUAACUUUACCUUUCCCUGUUCUGGGGAAAAGCUUGUUCAUUGUUGUUCCCAUCCUGCUGUCAAGAGCCCAAAGAACGACUGAGGGUACAGUCGUACCUUGGUUCUUGAACACCUUGGUACUCACAUGUUUUGGCUCCCAAACGCUGCAAACCCGGAAGUAAGUGUUCUGGUUUGUGAACGUUUUUCAGAACCAAACAUCUGACAUGGCUUCUGCUCGACUGCAGGAAGCUCCCAGAACAGAUUAAGUUUGAGAACCAAGGUACCACUGUAUUGUGGUUGGGUUUUGUGUUUACUCAGACUUUCUCAAUCUGCAUUUGCUCUUGUGCCUCGCUGUCCAGACUCUAGCCUGUUGCACUGUGAGGGUGCCCUGUAUGGAUAAAGUCCAUGCAAAGAAGGGGUCAGUGGUUAAAAAAAAGUGAAUAUUGUUUUCCUUUGAUUCACAUUGGGGUACUUAAAGUGGCAUGGCUUGGCUGAAAAUUACACUUGCACAUCUGUCACUGUAUGCCUGAAAGAAAAAUGUCAAAACAAUCCAUUUAGAAAUUCACACACUGCAUAGCUUAGGAUUUAACCACCUUGCAUUAUUAUCAAUGGUGAUAGAUGCAGAGAGCUGAGUAUACUUUUAAUAUUUUACACUAAAUUUAACAUAUUUUAUGACACAAUAUAAAUAAAUAAAAUAGAAAAGUAGUAAGUUACAGUCCCCAAAUAAUGUAUAAUAAUAAUAAUAAUAAUAAUAAUAAUAAUAAUAAUAAUUUUUAUUUAUACCCCACCCUCCCUAGCCAAGGCCAGGCUCAGAGCGGCUUACAAGCAAUAAUAAAAACAAGUUAAAUGAUUACAACUUAAAAACAAAAUUAAAAAUACAACAUUAAUAUAUUGAAACAUUAAAAUAUUAAAAUGUAGCCUCAUCGCAGGAGGAGAAGGAAAAGAAAAAAGAAAGAGAGGGAGGGAAUCAAAUUGGCUCCAAGCCAAAGGCCAGGCAGAACAACUCUGUCUUACAGGCCCUGCGGAAAGAAAUCAGAUCCUGCAGGGCCCUGGUCUCAUGAGGCAGAGCGUUCCACCAGACCGGAACCAGAGUUGAAAAGGCUCUGGCUCUGGUUGAAGCCAACCUAACUUCCUUAGGGGCCGGGACCACUAGGGUGAUGCUAUUUAUGGACCUUGAGGCUCUCCGUGGGGCAUACUGGGAGAGGCGGUCCUGUAGGUAUGAGGGUCCUAGGCCGUGAAGGGCUUUAAAGGUCAAAAGCAGCACCUUAAAUCUGAUCCUGUAUUCCACCGGGAGCCAGUGCAGCUUGAAAAGCACUGGGUGAAUAUGCUCCCAUGUCAGAGACCCCGUGAGGAGCCUCGCUGCAGCAUUCUGUACCCGCUGGAGUUUCUGGGUCAGCUUCAAGGGCAGCCCCGCGUAGAGCGAAUUACAGUAGUCAAGCCUGGAGAUGACCGUCGCAUGGAUCACUGUGGCCAGGUUGGGGUGGGAAAGGUAAGGGACCAACUGCUUGAUGCGGCGAAGGUGGAAAAAUGUUGCCUUGGCUGUUGCUGUAACUUGCGCCUCCAUGGAAAGAGAGGCGUCAAGGAUUACACCUAAACUCUUAACGGAAGGCAAUGGCACUAAUUGGGCCCCCGCAAGAGAAGGGAGUUGGUCCCUCAACCCCAUGCCAUCCCGACCCAGCCAUAGGACCUCUGUCUUCGAAGGAUUUAGUUUCAAUCGGCUCCCACGAAACCAUCCAGCCACAGCUUCCAAGCAUCUGGUCAGUGUGUUCGGGGCCGAGUCGGUGUGGCCAUCCAUCAGCAGAUAGAGCUGAGUGUCAUCAGCAUAUUGGUGACAACCCAGCCCAAAGCUCCGGAUAAUCUGGGCAAGGGGGCGCAUAAAGAUGUUAAAAAGCAUUGGGGAGAGGAUUGUGCCCUGCGGCACUCCACACACCAAGGAGUGGCGCGACGACAUUUCCCUCCCUAGUGCCACCCUCUGUCCCCGACCAGAGAUAAAAGAGCACAGCCAGUUACGGGCUAUGCCCUGUAUCCCCACAUCUGUGAGGCGGUGGUCCAGAAGAUCAUGAUCGACCAUGUCAAAGGCUGCUGACAAAUCUAAAAGGAUCACCAGUCCUGACCCGCCUCGAUCCAGCUGUCUACGGAGAUCAUCUGUUAGGGCAACCAGAGCCGUCUCAGUCCCAAAACCAGGACGGAAACUGGACUGAAAUGGAUCUAAAGCCGAUGUUUCCUCCAGAAACCUACCACGUUGUUCAGCAACCGCUCUCUCAAUUACCUUACCCAGAUAUGGAAGAUUUGAAACUGGGCGGUAAUUGGAUAGGUCUAAGGGAUCUAAUGAAGUUAUAUAUAUAACUUAUUAUAUAUUAUAUAUAUAUAAUAAGGGAGACAGGUGCACUUCACCAGGGAGGGCAUUCCACAAAUGGGGAACCGCCACUGAAAAGGCCCUGUCACAUUGGUGGCACCACCACCAAUGAAAUCUCACUUGCUGAGUGUAAGAUCCAAGAUGGUUGGUGUUGGGGGAAGUGCUCUUUUAAGUACUUGAGUCCCAAAAUAUUUAGAAGUUACUGCUUUCUUUCCAUCCAGUGUGAUACCUUGAUUUGUUCAACUGCUUAAAGAUUUGUGUGGAAUACUGACAUAUCUGAAAAUAUUAUAACAUUGUAAAGUAAUUUCUCAAGGGUGGUAACAGUGAGAUUGAAGUAGUUGUUAAAAUUGCAGCAGGGGAGGACAUUUGAUUUCAAACAUUAUAGUUUGCCUCAAGUAAUGUACAAAUAGAAUAGACAGCUGUGCCUUGGAGCAGGAUUUUGAAUUGGAAAAAAUAUAAUUUAUGUGAAGAAAAUAUUCCACUAUUAUAAGUUUAGACUGCUUAGCAAAUCAGUUUCAACUAUUAAUAAGAUAUACUUUUGUGUUAGAUAAACAGGGGUGAUUCGAAUAUAAAAAAUUAUUGGAGAAUGUCUUCUUAAAUAAGGUAACAGAAACACCAUACAUUUAAGGCACCCUUAUACCACUUUAACUUUCAUGGCUUCCCCCAAAAGGUCCUGGGAAUUGUAGUUUGCUAAGGGUGCUGACCUCUCAGACCUACAAUUCCCAAAUUCUCAAUGUCUGUUAAAAUUGUAUAAAGGUGCUUUCAAUGUCUAGUGUGGAUAUGACUGAAUAAUGUUAUCUGUAACUGCUGUUUUGGCUGCAUAUUGCUGAUGCUUGCAGAAAAUGGAAAGGGGAUAAAUGAUAAAUUGUGUACAUAUGCAUUGGGUUUUCUGAAUAACAAACCAAAGCUGAGCUAGGAAGGAAGGAAGGAAGGAAGGAAGGAGGGAAAUAGAAAAGAUAAUUUUGGCACUAGGUUGGAGGGAACUGCUGAGAAGUAGUUUGGAGGUUAUCAGAUUUUGCAAAAUGUGACAAUCAUUGUGUUCACUAAUUCUUGGUAGAACUUCUGUGGCACACAAAACCAUAGGGGUUCUAGCAGGGAUUGUCAAACACACUGAUGGACAAAUUUUCAUGAAAUGUUAUGAAUGAGAAGAACCUUCUUGGAUCAGAUCAGAUCAGAUCAAAGCAUUAGUGCAGGGAUCGGGAACUUGUAACCCCAUCUGGGAAGAUGUUAUUGGACUUCAGUCCUGAUCAUGGCCAUACUAGCUGGGGCUCAUGGGAGGUAGAGUCCAACAGCCUCUUGGGACCCUAGUUCCCUUAUCCAGUCCAACAAUCUGUUACCACGCUUGUCAGUCAAAUGCCAUCUGACAAGCUUACAAGUAAGGCACGAGAGCAGCUUUUCUCUCCCAUUUCAUUCUCCCCAAUAUCUUGUAUGCAAAGAUACAUUGUUUAUGAACAUCAGGGUUCUAUCUAAUUAUCAUAGCUUGUCAGAUGCUGAUGUGGUUGCUUGAGAGCAAACAGGCAAGACUCUGACCUGUCUUUUCCAGGCUUUAUUCUUAGUGCUAACUAUUUACAGUGAAGAGCGUCGUAAGUUCAUGUCUGGCUGAAUCGCUAGCAGAAUCUGGAAGUGGUCGGUUCUUGUACCUUCCCCAGCAUAACAAUCGCGUGACCCCCAACCUUCUCCACCCCUCCCUUCACCGAAACCUACUGCGCAAAAUGGGCGCUGGCAAAGGGGUACUUCCCUCCUCUCCUAUUUGCUCAGGCUCGGUGUUGAGGCUCUCCCUAGCAUCCCCUGGUCCCUGCACCUCCUCUCCACUAGAGGUGGGGGUUUCCUCCUCGCCAGAGAAGGAACUGUUUCGCAAGAUUUUCGAAGGUUCCCUAUAACACAACUGCCCUUCCACCUCUCGUCUCUGAGCUGAUAGUAGUUCCCUGACAUAGCUGAUAAAAGUUGCUUCCAAAGUCUUUUCAUUAUACUAACCUUCACUACAGAGAGUGAGUAGCAGGGAUAUGGGUUACAGCUUAAAGAAGGGUAUAUGCCUAUUUUGUAGUAGUGAUUGUUUAAGAUGCCUACCCCACAAAGAGCAUUGAGAAAUGUCCCUUUUUGUCCCUUGUGGCAAAUUCUGAUCUAUCUUUACAAGCAUACACACACCAGGACCCUUUCUUUUUCUGACCAUUUUCUUUUCAGGAAUCAUUCUGUUUCUCUAAUGUCAAUUUGCAGAGUUUGGAAGGAAUGGGGUGAUUUCUUUCUGGGCGGAACACACAUUGCUUUGGUCUUUGAUUAUGCAAUGUUUUUGCUAAAAACCACAGAGUAAUGUAGUAUGCGUGUGUGUUUUGUGUUUAUGAACUGCAGCAGAGUACAAAAUCUUGCAAAAAGGGACAUCCAUGCAUACUUUUCCAAGUGCAUGAACCAAUCUUGUAUAAAAUAAUGCAGGAGUACUUUCUCAAACGUUGGGUCAGCCAGGGUCUCGAUAACAGUGCAAAGGAACUCAUCCCUUUUGCACAAUAAGUUAGUCCCAGAGAGCCAAGACACACUUUGAAGUAUUCAGUAAUCAGUACCAACUGUACCAAAAGGAAUCAUUGUGAAAAAUAGAAAUCCUUAGGUGGGGGUGUAAAAAAUUGUCCAUUCUCAGGGCACCAUAUUACCAAAGUCCACCCCUGUCUACUGAAAGCUGCUUGCUUUAACUUGCUAAUUGCCCCCAAAAGGUGCUGCAAAUGCCUGCUUGGAGAGUUGAUUUUCAAUAGGAAAACCAUGGGAAAACUCCAUUACCUAAUACUAUGCUACUCUACAGAUGUUACUGGACGCCAACUCCCCUAAACCCUAGCAAACAUUGCCAUUUUUUAUUAUUUAUUUAUGAAUUGCCUUCUACGUGUGUGUCAAGGAAAUUUACAAAUGUCAGCCACAUCCACACCAUACAUUUAAAGCAUGUAGCUUUCCCCCAAAGAAUCCUGGGAACUGUGGUUUGUUAAGUGUGCUGAGAUUUGUGGCUCAGUAAAGGGUAAAAUACAAUUCCCAUGCUUCUUUGGGGAAGACGUGCUCUGAAUGUAUGGUAUGGAUGUGACCAAUUGAAAACCUCUAAAAACAGCAAUGUCAGGGAUGUCCAGACAUAGUAACCCAACACAUUACAUCAGAUACCCCUACAUUAUCGUUUUUAAAGUGGCUCUGGAGUAAUAAUUUGAUCAGCUGAAUGGUACAUGAAAUAUACUAAAUAUUAAAACAGAAAAUAGCAAAAGCUCCUCAGAUAUACAGCGGUAAAUGUUUAAUGCAGUCCCAGUCCUGAUUCAUGUCUUUUUAAGUAUUAUGGUCACUACUGACAUCAGAAAUCAGAAGCUUAUGGUAAUCAAAGGCUUAAUUUUAGAUGUGAAGAACAGCUUAUGUAGAGUGGGAGCUGCUUAUCAGUUCCUGUAUAGUGAUGACAGAAACUCAGAAGUAACAUAGUAGUAAUGAAUAAAAGUGCUUAGGUGCCAACUGCACUGCACUUGCCCACUGAAUUUAAAAAAUAAACUGGAGGAAAUUUCACCCAAACGAUGUGAGAAAUAGUACAAUAUAUUAUAACCUUUCAACAUUUCUACAGUUUUGAAUGAUAGAGUUCAUUAAGAGAGAAUGAUUUAACCAUUGAGAUUGUGUUGCCUUCUGCAUUUAAAUUCAACAUAUGAGGUCUAAGAACACCCUGAUGCAACAGAGGACCAUGCAAUAACAACUAAACUGUAUAGUUUCUUUCUUAAACAGAGUUUAGUCCAAUAAUUCUUAGACAUUAUUUGAAUUUUUUUGCCUAUAUCCUGAGUCAUAACUGCACCAAAAGAUUUAGGGGCUGUGUUCUCCCAAGCUGCAAAGGCAUGAUUUGUUUUAAGCCUGUUUCUCUUGCUUCUCUUCUUUGCUAAGUUAAUUUCAACAAGCCUCAAAUCUUCAAACAGAGGAAAAAGCAAACCAUGUCUCAUUUCUCCAGCAAGCUGGGUCCCCCACAAUGCUCUUACCUCAUGUCACUGUAGCUUGGUGAGCGUCUGGGGUGGGAUUGUCAAAUAAACCAUGAUCAAGCAAGGUUAUUGCAUUCAGUCAAAACGCCAAACUGUAGACAAGUUAUUGCAUUCAGUCAAAACGCCAAACUAGACAAAACAAACCAUGGUUUGUAAGCCAAAACAAACACUUCACCUUAUUGUUGGUUGCUAGAAAAUAAACAAUGGUUAAUGUGCUGGGCUGAGUUCGAACACUGAAGCAAACCACACUUUGACUAGACAAACCAUAACUUUGUGUUACAUACACACAAGGCUGGUGUAGUGAAAUAGUUGUUUUGCAUGCCACCCAUUAAAGACACAAAUAAAGACAGUGCUUGUUCAUAGUUUCUAUUAUGGUUGUAUUCAAUUUAUACUCUGUGUCUUCAAUUAGGAUUGGAGGAGCUGUUCCAGUUGUAUUCUCCUAUUUUGCUGAAGUUCUUGCUCGAGAAAAACGUGGAGAACACUUAAGUUGGCUUUGCAUGUUUUGGAUGAUUGGGGGCAUCUAUGCAUCCGCCAUGGCCUGGGCAAUCAUCCCUCACUAUGGUAAGAAGCAUAUUUUUUGUUGCAUAAAGCUACUGCUAUCAAUGUACAUAAAUGCUAAGCCAUAAUCAACUACAAGGCAUUUCAGUGUUAGAAUUGAUUGUUUUAAAGAAGCAGAAUGUGGGGGCAAACACUUUGCAGAAGGUAGUAGUACUAUUGUGAUUCGGCUUGUCCACACAUUUUAUGUUCCUAACAUAGAUUAACUUAUCUCUAAACAGACAUUGGGGUGUGUUUUUGCAGGAUAUUUUGAAGAGUUCCUUUGUUUUGGCCUCUUAUAUGUUGAUAAUUGCUCAGUGAGUUCCAGCUGGAAAAAAGGCCUGGUUGUACCCAAUUACUUAGCGGUAUAUCUCACUUGCUGUAGAGGACCAUGCAAAUAUAGAUUUUCAAAUCUGGUUUCUACUAGUGUCAUUUGACAGAGAAAGGGGUUUAUAAAUGCAUGAGGUCAUAUAAAUAUGCAUCCUCAUAAGUUUAAUUUAAUUUAUUAUACAUUUUUUAAUAGUCUAAGGUGUGAUGGCAAGUUUUAUAUAUUUUAUAAUUGCAAUAAUACUUUUCUUUAGCAAAACUGGGCAUAAAAGUAAAAUUAAAAGUCAUUUUUAAAUUAUCAAGAGUGAACAACGGUUGUUAACUUUUACAAAAUAUGCAUUUUUAAAACUUACCUUAAGGCAAGGUAUUUAUAUACAUGAUUACAAUAAAUUGCUUUCAAAGGUUACUUUGCUUUAUUUUAGUGUAAAUAACUUAGCAUUUUUAUUGCAAUGGUGUCCUCUAACUUUUAAAUGUCAGUACUUUGUAGCCUUGAAGUAUUUAAAAUACCUUUCUGCAAUGCAUUGAACUAAUUUUCUCAUUGGACGAAUCUCAGGCUUAUCCUACAGCUCUAAGUCAGCCUAAUUUAACCUUUCAUAUCUGAUCUUCAGUAUCAUAUCUAGGAGCCCAUCUGUGUUUUUUUGUUUGGUAGUUCCAAAUGUUGUGGCAGAUUCAUUGGUCAAACUGGCCACCCCAGAUCAUGGAUAACAAAGGAUGUAGCUUCCUUAUCAUAAAAAAUGCAGGCUGGGAUACAGAAAACUUGCCACAAUAAUGAUUCAUUCAAUUGACUCCCUCUUCAGGAGUGAACAUACGUAACUGGUAUAACAUAGACAUAGGCUGUUGGACCAACAGACAUAGCUUUAAAGACCUUGGUGAUGCAGUAAAUGAUGGGCUGUGUUCGGACAGGAGAUACAGGCAAUACUGCUUUUGCAGUUUAGGGGAGAAUCAUAUAUAUUGGAAAGGACAACCCAUCCAUGAGGCAAGGAAUGCAUUGCCUGCUGCCGCUACUGCUGUGUGUUCCUUGGAGGCUGGAUCUGUCGCCUCUUCAUCAGCUGCUUCCAUGCUGUCUCCUCCCAUCCCUAGGGAUGAAAUGGCAGGAGUUGCCCUCUGGGGUCUCCUGGACUCUUCACCUGCCUGGUGUGAUUCAAAGCAGGCCCCUUUACCAUCUAUGAUUACCUUUGAUUCCCACUUCAAGGAACUGAAGUUGAGAACAUUGAUUUGAUUUUUCCAUUUCCCAAUGUAGAUCUUCACCCGCCCCCCUUAUUCCAGAUGUAGACUUUGUUCCCUCCUUGCUCCCGAUGUAGAUUUUUAUUCCCCACUUCUUCCUGAUUUAGAUUUUCGCUCAUCGCUUCUUCUCUGAUGGGAGGGGGCACCACUUUAGGGUUUGCCCCAGGUGCCAAGAUGUCUGGGGCUGGUCCUGAUUGGAAAUCAUGUUCCACACACAAAAAGAGUUGGGGGAGCAACACAGUUUCACAAGAUCAUAUGCCUCUGUCCCUUGGAGUAUGGCAUUCAUGCUAAUGCUUUGGUCUGCUGCACAGCCUAGCAAGAAUCACCACUGGAAUCUGCACAAUUCUCAUGUGGCUUUAUGGCAUCAGGUGUAGUGAAUCCAUGUGUUUGCCUCUUGAGGAAUAUUCCACCUGGAAGUUCCCUUGGGAAAAAUAAGGCACUCAAUUGUUUUCAGCAUUAGCUGUAUCAGCUAAUUAUAAGGUCCUUGUUCUAGCUAAAUGCCAAUGAAAAGAUUUACGGAAUACAUAAUAACACAAAUGCUUAUCUCUCACUUAGCAUGAAUUAAGGUACAUACUGAGAUGAAGCCUAUUUAUACUAGAGUUUGAAUUUUUUAAUGGAGAUAUGUUAUCAUUCCUUGUAGCUCUUUGAGCUAAAGAGAUUCCAGUACCAAGUCACACUGGAUGCAAUGUUGGGCUGGAUGGGUGCUAGUAAACUGAAAUUGAAUCCUUGUCAGAUGGAAAUCCUGUGGGUGAGUGGCUUCUGAGUGUGGGAAUUCGGCACUUUACCUGUUCAGAAUGUGGUUGCACUAUCUUUGAAUGAACAUGUGCACAGUCUUGGAGUGUUCCUGGGUUUGUCAUUGUUGCUAGAGGCCCAAGUCACCUUAGGAUUUAUCUUUAAGUACAGAAGAAAUGUGUAGCGUAUCUUACUGUACCACUUCAUUAGGCAGUUGUAUAUUUAUGCCAUAAAAUUUACACCCCAAAAGUGGUUUACACAAUAUAAAACAGUAAAAUCAAUUUUAAAAAUUGCAAUCUUAUUUUAAAACAUACAAAACUUUAAAAAACUAAAACAGAUUAAAGUUACCUCAGUUUUCUAAGCAUUUGUGUAGGCUUGUCUAAACAGCAAUGUUUUUAACAGACACUGAAAAGAGUACAGUGAAGGGGCCUGCUUGAUCUUAGUAGGCAGGGGGUUCCAAAGUACAGUAUUGUGGUAUUGUUUUAUAUUACAUUAUGUUAUGUUUUAAAUAAAUAAUACAUUUGUUAGAAUUUUAGAAUUUAACACUCCUGGUCUGUUUAUCUGUUUGUUCUGUACUGAACCCCAGCUACCCUGUGUGUGUUGAUAUGUGAAGAAAGGAAAAUUAAUGGUGGCGGUGGAAAGUAGGGGGAUGGAAUUAGCAACUACAAUCCUUGUAUGUGGUGCAGGUGGUAGGGAUUUUACCUGUGAUAAUAUUACGAUGGAAUAGUCAAACUGAGUGAGCCACCACAGCCUGUGGAAGAGAACUGACAUUAUCCGGGAUAGGCUGCAGUUCACUGGUGAAAAAUUUGCGUGGUUUUUAGCUGGGAACUGUAAGUUAAAUUAUUUGUACUUUUUCCGUCCUCCUGCUGCAGUCCAUAGAGGGAGGUUAGAAUCUCUCUGAUAUGGUAGAUCUUGUCGUUCAUAAGGCAGGGAUGUGCCUACAAUGGUCCGUAAUAAAAGAAUAGGAAAUGAUUUCACACCCUGCUGUCACAACAGCAGACUGCUCCUGAGAGAUAGAAGCCAAAACUACUUCACACCUUGGAGAAGUGUUCCAAAAUUAUUUACUGCAGUUGUUGCUGCUGCACCAACACCAGAUUGGAUAUCUGUAAAAAGAAGAAUAGAAAAAAAAAAUCAGUCUUGGUUUUGUCUAAUACUGAAGGUCUGUGUUCUUACUGGCAUUUGACAUGUGUUUAACAUGCUGAAACCAGUCAUCUUUUGUGUGUCGUAAACACAUGGACAAGCGCAUAUCCAAUGUGGGGUGGGCAGUUUAUUUUAUUUUAUUUUAUUUUGAUACCUCAUCAUCCCUUUACUGUGACAUCCCAGGGCAGGUUACAAUAAUUAAACAUACAAUUAUAGAACAAGUUAAAGAGAUGCAACCAUAAAAGAAGGAAGGUGUAAAAAACAAUUGCUGAUAUAAAAGUAGUUUGUUUUUUUAAGAGUUCCAAUAGAGAUGCUGACUGGGAUAUGGACAACAGAGUUCUGAAACAUUGCAGAAAAUGUGUCCCACGGAAUUGCUUAGGGCAGAAUAGGUUAAAAAAAAAAUGAAGUCAGGAAAAGAGAGUACUUUAUUGGAAGAUAUAAAGGAAAGAAUAAUAUAACUAGUUUGUGAGUGUCUAGAAGAGAAUGAAGGAGUAACUACUCCCUCUCUUUCCCCUGAUGGCCAGUUCCAAAUAUGCUGUCACACACUGUAGAGCAAGGGUGGGCAACUUGAGGCCCUUCAUGUAUAUAUAUCAAAAACCCUCUGCAAGCUGUCAGCUCAGACUUCAGCCAGAAGCCUCUACAUAUGUAAAUUGCAUUGGUCAUUAUUACUUCUAAAGGCUGUUUGCUAAGAAUCAUGUACACUCUGAUGGACAACCUAUGGAAUUUUCUAGGGAAAUGAUCUCCAAUGCAGAUAGAAGUGGAGGAAACAGGGGUGGGGGAUACAGUACAGGAAGAGAAGGGAUCGACCCCAUACUCUCUAGAACAGACACAUUGAGUUCUGCUGGGGAAUCUUUCAUAUUUCACAUCUUACUGUCAUGGUCCGAUCUACGGGCGAUCGAAGUCCCGGAUGAGGACGUUGGGACUGGGGGCAAGAUGGCGGGGUGGGAGCAGGAACGAGAGUCCAGAAGCCAGGGGUCCGAAGGUCAGAAAGCAGAGAGUCACGAAGUCAAGGGUCCGAGGGUUGAGAAGCACAGAGUCAAGAAGCCAAGGUCCGAGGAUCUGGAAGCAAGAAGCCAAACGCAGCAAGGCAGGAAACAUAUAGCUGUGGCAAAGAGCUGAAGGGAAAUGCUGACCUUAUAUCCCUUCCCGGCUCUUGCCCCCAGGUGCAGCGAGUUACCAAGCGGCCUCACCUGUGUGGCCGCGCCUUGCCUCUCCAGAACAAACUUAGGAAGGCCCCAGUCCUGCGAAGCCCUACUGGUCACAGGGCCUGGCUCCUGCAAGCACUCCUGACACUUACUGGUGCAGUGGGCAUGGAUGUAGCCAGGAUUUUUGUUGGGGGGGCAGGAUAUUUGGGGGGCUCAGGGCAUUUCUUAGGGUGGGCAGAACCGAUGUGAUUGGUCAGUUAGUUAUUUCUAUUGUUUUACUUGAUCUGGGGGGGAGCGGGACCUCCCUGUCCCCCCUGGCUAUGCCCAUUGGCGGCUUCUGCCAAACCUUAGAGCCCCUCAUCCAAUGGAUUUUCAGUGCAGGAGUACACCAUUAGAGCGUAUACUUAAAAUACUGAAAGCAACAAGAAUGACAAAGUUCUAUAGAAUUUUGAACAGAUGCUUGUGCAAAUUAGUAUAAGCAAACCAAAUUAAAUCCCCUGGUUAUCUGUUUGUGGUGUUUUCUCCACCAUGAUGCAAAGGGUUUCUUUUUGUGUGUCCCCCACCCCAAUCAUUUAAAUGUUUGUCUUCUCUGUGGUUAGUAGCUUAAGUAGCAUUUUAGCACAUCUGCUUAAUGAAUGCUGAAAACAUUUCAUUUGUAAGUGCAGUAAUUACCCUUUCCUGUGAUUCUAUAGGCUGGAUAGGAAAUAAAAGAGGGGAAUUGCUUACCCAGAGAUGGUAAACGAGGAGUGAAAAUCCUCUAAAAAUAAAAGCCAAAGUAUAUAUGGCAGUGCCAAAGUCAAACUAGAGGGGACAGUGGAAUAUCAUUGAUUACCCCUCUCUCUCUCACACCCCCCCACACACAUUUGAAAGGAGAAAUCAGCCACAAGAGCUGUUGAUAUAAACAUCUCCCCACCCCCACCCUAAAAAAACCCUGCUGCUUUCCCUUUGGAGGAGGUUAUCCUUAUGGUAUUUACCUGCUUUGCCUGUGGGCCAAACAACAACUUGUAUGUGUUUUUGCUUGCAUGUGUGUGUUGUGACAACAGUGGAAGUCUGUUGUUGCUGCAGCUCUGAGCGGAUUCUUCCUCUCAACUCCAGGUUGCACCAGGAAGUUUUGGCCCCUUUCAGAAAGCUGUUCUUUGGCAGCUGCCUGACGAUGCCCAGGCUUGUAUGACAGGAGUGUUCUUAGCUAGUCAUGGCAUAAAUUCUACAUAUGUAUCCCUUCCAAAUACUAUUCAUCGAGUUUUAAAUGUAUAUGUCAACCAAACAGGUGUUUUGUUCUUGAUUUGGAAGCAAGUGAUUUAUGGGCAUCCACACGCAGGAUGUCUUGAAGGGCAUGAAUGUUGAGAUCAAGAAAAGAGAAGUGAUUAAUCAAAGAUGUUAACAAUGUGUUAAAGGUAUCUGUGAUAAGGAAAGAAUCUGAGGUGUGGCUGAGACACAUUUCUUAUUAUUGGGUUGUUGCUGUUUUGUAAAUUCAGUGAUAUUUAAGGUCUUUCCACAGCCUCUUUUGUUUUGCAGAUAUGUUUGAAACUAGGUGCAAAGCAAAAUCCUCCCUUUUGUGUCAGUUCUGCUGUCUCAGCUUCUUAAAGUUCUUCACUUCUCCAGAGCUAUUAAACAUCACUACAAUUUGUAUAUUCUGCUGGAAGACAGUGCUAAAACUGUGUGGGUGAAUGAGUAGUGGAUGUCCCUCCACCAUACUGAUGUUCUCUGGUGUGAAUUCCACAUGCUCACCUAGUUUCAGGGAAGACAGUUCAUGUGAUUCUUUUCUCACCCUUAGGAAGACUCAGGCAGUGUUAGAAACUCAGAUAUAUAAGCUGGGUGCCAAAUGGCUCCUUAAACCAGGGUUACAGUCACCAAGAUGGAAUGUCUAGAUGCCAUUAUGGGGCCAGACAACUUGAAAAUUGCAUUGGUUUCCUUUUGAUUGUACUUGCUUUGUCCUAACCAUAUGAAUCUCUUUGUUUGGAGCAUGUGAAAUCAAGGCAAAGUUACUACUGGAAAAAAUUGUUACAUUUGAAAUGAUCAAAGUAUUUGCUUAAGAGUAAAAGCAAAGCAAGACAACAAACCAAUCAUGUUAUGUAAUUGUGCAGAUGAGAAAGGUAUGUUUAAUGAGCAUGUCUAUAAAAAUAAAUUACAUUAACCCCACCCCCACACUGCUCUAAAAGGAUAGCCAAACAAAGGAAUUAGAAAGUAACCUUUUGAAAACAAAAUGCAGCUUUCCAUUCCAGUCGCUGUUUCCUUGUUACAGAUUGUUGUUGGUUGUAUACCAUGUUUCCCCAACAGCCUGUGUUUUGUAGUGGGGUGAGAGGAGCAGGAGAGGGACACUGUCAGAUAGUUUCGAUUUGCCGCUAAUUCCUACAUCUCUAUUUUUAUGCAUUUUAAAAUGCUGUGGCUGAAGAACAGCACUGAGCCAGACCCAAUCACGUACUCUCCAUAGAUGUUGUGGGUAUAUAAAUCUCGGGGGCUGCUAACUCACUCAGCCAUAGAGUCAGCUCAAUUACGUGCUGCAAUCCUUGUAAUGAGAUUUUCAAUGGUAUCAGCUUAGCAUUAACCCACAGUGGCCUGUUCAGCCUUUUUGUUGUAUAAUUAGAGCAUUACCUUUCCAAGUUCAUGUUGUCUCUGAUCUGCCUUGAACUGUUGUUAUCGAAAGUUCAGUGUAAAUAUUUAAUAAUGACAGCCCAGUUGCUUCUUUAGAACUAGCCUGUGUGGUGCAGUGUCUAGACUGAUACCUAACGCAGUAUGAUUGAAUUUCCACUGAUACACCCAGACAAAUCUUGUUCACCACUGGGGUUAGGGAUCCUACCUUUGUUUGACAAAAUUGCUCCAUAUCUACCUAUAUAAUCCUCACCAAUGUGGAGCUAUUUCCCUUGCUAGAUUUAGCGUUAUGCCUUCUGCCAUUCUGCAGGGAAGGUUUUUGAAGGUUCCAUGUUCAGAGAGGUAUUGUCCUUGUGGUCUAGGACAGUUCAAGACCAUUGCACAUGCCUUGUUUACUGUCCAUUUUAUGCAGUAAUUUGUGACAAAUGUUUGAGCCCCAUGUUGAAGGAGUGGUUAGGGUGUUAUGACUCCUACAGGGUUUCCUUUUUAUUGAAUAGCUGAAGGCAUGAUAGCAUGGAGAAAGUAGCAAAAUAUCUGAGCAAUGCCAUGAAACUACAUCGUCAUAAGACCUGAGUGGUACUUUUUAACCUUAUUAAAGCUGUAUAGUUUGAUCUCAAAGCAUAUGUUUUGAUUCAUAUGUUCCUGUCCUUGUAUGCCAAUAAAGUUUGUUUGUUUGAUUGAUUUUUAAUGAGCAGGUAUGCUGUACAUAUUUUUUCCUUAAACUUCUGGUGCAGUUUAAAAGCUUACAUGUGAUCAUCAACAGGUAUGAACCCCUGUAAAAUUAAUCAUCAUGCCUUCUUUACAACUUGUUUUCUGACUAAGACCAGCAGAUAAAUAACAGAAUAGUUAGUGCCUAUUAACGUAUGUCAUAGCCAUAUUUCAGUUGACUUGAGUUGCUAAACUCCCUGUUGGACUGUGGCCAAUAGCACAAUGAGACCCUGGGAUGGGAGUAGGUGUAAUUUAAUCUCUCUCUCUCUCUAAUUCUGCAGAAAAUUCCCAAAAGCCAAUGUUCUUGCUAUAAUGUAGGAAAGAGAGUAAGAAUAAUAAAAUACAACAUGCUUGAAGUUAGUCUUUGCAUGUUCUUUAUAUUCUUAGCUUUCUUUCCUGGAAUAUAGCAGGCUACCCUUUCUCAGUUAUUUAUUUGAAAGAAAAUAAUAAUAUGAUGACUUGCAAGGGAACAGAAUUGCUCUACCCAGAGAACAUCAAUUUAGGAUGCUGGUAGGGAUACUGAACUGGAGAUUCAGGCUGCAUAUAUAACCAUACAUUAUAUGACUUACUCAAAAGAAUGCUGGCAACCUUUCUUUGAUAAGGGUGCUGGGAAUGGUAGCUCUGUGGGAGUAAACUACAGUUCCCAGGAUUCUCUGGGGAAAGUCACAUGGUUUAAAAGUAUGGUGUAUAUGCAGCUUCAGAGUCAUAGCAUCAUAAAAAGAACAUCUUACUACUUGGUAAAGUAAAGUGUGGGAUAUUGCCUUGCUGGAAAAACUAACAAAUAAGCUGAGACUCAUCAGUGGCCAGAGAAAAAAGAAUGAUUUGGUACCUAACAUGUUUGCUCUUGAGACCAUCUUGGCUUUGAGUCCUGGAAGACCCACUGCCUGUCUUGUAGGCCAUUUUUCCACCUGGUGUGGGAGGGCAGGAUCCUGACUGACUGAAGCUACAAAAAGCUGAGGUUGCUGAACAGACUUGGGUUAUGUUGUUGUUUGGGGGAGGUUGGGUAGGGAGUUGUUGCUGUUGCUGCUUUUUAAACUUUAUUUUAGAUUUUGUUGUGAUUGAUGUGGAAAUAGUUCAGUUUGGUUGUGUGUACUUUAAUAUUUUAUUUAUUGUUUAUGACUGCGUUUGUUAUGUUGUAGAUAUUUUUCAUGUUAUAAAGGGUGAAGGUAAAGAACCUCAGAUGGUUAAGUCCAGUCAAAGAUGACUAUGGGGUUGUGGUUCUCAUCUCGCUUUCAGGCUGCGAGAGCCAGCUUUUGUCCAGAGCCAGCUUUCUGGGUCAUGUGGCCAGCAUUCUGGCGCAAUGGAACAUUUUGGUUAGCCUCCUUAAAAGUAUUGGCCAAUUAUGGAUUUUGCUUCAUUAGGAUUUUUUUGUGUUGAUUAUGCUUUUACCACAUUCUCUGUACUGUUGAGGCUAAAUGAAAACAGGCAGCCCCACAGGGCGGUGAUAUGAAAUUAUCUCUUAAUUCUUCCAUACUAGUUUUCAUGAGCAACUCUUAUUUGCUUCGUCUUUGGAAAAAUCUGCAUAUGAAAGAAUUGCUUUGGUUAAAGACUUGCUAUAGAGGUGGAAAAUUAGAGUGGUGUCUGAGUUGUAGCUCAACUCUCCAAUUACAUGCCCCCCUGUGUUAAUUUUCCUCUAGUAAGGGAAGCAGGGCCUUGUGUUUUCUAGUCAUUAAUAGCCUCCUGAUGAACCAACCAUUUCACCUUUUACACCUGCCAGAGUGGCACAGAUGGCAGCCUUUUUCUCCAGAGGGUCUUGUAGUACACUUGACUUUCUCUAAGGGAUCAGUUUCCCUCUAGUAAAUGAACAUGUUUACACCAAAACCAACUCCAGUGCUAAAAUAUAAAAAAGGAAAAUGACUCAAUCCAUCAAUUAGAUUUCUAGCCAACUUUUAAAGGUAAAAGCCUUCACAAAGCAGAUUACAACUUACUUGUUGUAUGUUGUACAUCCAACACAUGGAUAAUUAAAAUAACAAACAAGAAAGUAGCAAUGAAAACUUCAGUCAAAAGCAUGCUGCUCUAAAUUUAACCAAAUGUAGAGUAGAAUAAAUAAGCCUUUAAAAUCCCCCUAAAGGCCAGCAAAGGGGGCAAGCACACUUCACAGGAAAUGGCAUUUCAAAGUAGGUUGGCAACCCAAAGGAGGCUGUUUGGGCAAUUUUUUUUUAAAAAAACCCCCACAAAUAUAUUGUUAUGAGUUUGUGGGUACCAGACCCAUUCUAGCCCAUGGACCCAGCCAGUGUUAAAAUGUAAGCUAUGCUGGCUUCCUGUGUUCAGGUAAUUGCCUGGGUGAAAGGCCAUUAAGAAAACAAAGAAAAAGUGAUCUAUUAAGAGAGCAGAAGAGUCAGGGUUCUGUGCCAGAUGGCAAAUAUAUGGGGCAUCUCUUCCAGCUCUUAGAUAGAAGGACAAAGCCAGAGUGAAUUUAGGAGUUGGCUGUGAUGUGACUGAGGAGUAAAGCUGCAGGCUAGAAAGCCAGAGAUGGCAGAACAUGAUAAUUGAUUUCUGCUUGAAUCCAAGGCUGUGGCUGUGAAAGAAACAAGAUCCCCUUGGGGUGCUGAUGCUGUGAACCCCAGGUUGCAUAUAUAUGCGUAAAUAAACCAUAGAUACCCAAAGACACCACAGUCUCUGCAGUAUCUCAUAUCUCCAAAGGAAAAAUGAACCCUGGGUAAGCACCUAUACACCCUGGAAACUUGCACCGCUUGGAGAUUGGGGUGGCAUGCAAUACCAUUUUGGUUACUGGUGAUGAUUCCAUUUAAUGAGAAUGAGUCAAUAAGCAGGGUUGGGGAACCUUUAGCCCUCCAGGUGUUGUUCAAACACAAUUCCCAUGACUAUUUGUUAUGCUUGUUGGGGCUGAUGGAACUUGUGUUUGACAACAUCUGUGGAGGGCACAGGUACCCUAUCCCUGCCCUAAAGCAAGGUGGGAGAAAAACUCAUUGUGACAUUGCUUUCUCGGCUGAAGUUGUAGGAUAAAAUACAUUUUACAUAUGUGCAGCUACUGAGUGAGCAAUUUCUUUUAAAUUAAAUUUUGUGAGGAGGAACAGAUGCCAUCAUCAAGUGAAGCUACUGAAAUGGACUGAAAGUAUAUCUGCAUUGAGCCCUGGUAGUGGAAUUGACUCCACUUGCACUAAUUUGUUUCUUCCAUGCUCCUUUCACAUUUUUGAGCACAAAUGCAAAGACCAGUAGAAAAGCAGUGAGGGAUAAUUCCGAACAAGUUACGUGUGCUUAGGUGUGUUAAUUUGCACAUUAUUAGUUGUCUAGGUUAUUUAGGGGAAGGGCUAUAGCUUAGAGGUAAGGCAGGGAUGGGGAAUUGGAUCCAGGCAGUGGAUCAUUAUAUCCACCCCCUGUCAACAUUGAUGGAUGGGCAGGAACAUCUGUCUGUCAAUCACCUGAUGUGAUAAUGAUGACAGGUGACUAACACAUGUCAACAUUCAAAGGAGGUUGCAGCAACUGCUGGUCAAUGGUUACAGCCACCUUAUUUAAAGAUGUGCUUUCUGUGCUCAUUGGAGCUGGCAGCAUGCCUUCAAAAAAUGCUUUCUAUAUCUGCCAGUCAGCUGAUUUGUCCUUAUGAGGAUAUCUGCAGAGGAGGAAAUACUUCUAAAAGUGGAGCAUCUUCCCAUCUGCAGAUAAAGCAGUUUGGGUUCAAUGCACUUUCUCAGUGACAGCAGUAAGAUUGCAUGGUCAUAACCCAUUUUGUUAUGGAGUGCAAAUCUCAAAUAUAAUGCAACCUCUUGUAGGCAUCUUAAUGAAUGUGAGAUGUUUAUUAAGUUCAAUAAAUUUGUACAGUAUAGUCCUGCGAUGACCCACCUUAGGUCAGGCUGUGACCCACCAGCUGAAGACUAAUGUACUACAAUGAGUUGAAUUGGAGUGGAAUUUAACAACAAUAACAAAUAAACCCCAAAACUACAGCCCUGGGUAGUUGAACUGGGAUAUGCCUUUUUAGAAUUAAGAGAUCUAAAGAUACAAUUUAAAGAAAAGGUGAGCACAGCAGGGAAUAGAUGGUGGAGAAUUUUGCAUGUUGAAGGUGAUAAAAAAGAAGAAUCGUAAUGACAAAGCCAAGUAGUUUCACAAGCUGGUUAGUAAAUUGCUGUUCUUUUGCCUCUGUUCCCAUAUAAUCAUUUUCUACUGUGGGAGUGCUUGCCUGCAGUGAUUUCCUGGCAUGGAAAUCACGCAGUUGUGCUUUAUAUGCAUGUCUGCUCAGCAAACCAGGAACUCAGUCAUGGCUCAUUAUAUCCACACCUGACUCAAGCAAAGAUACAUCAGAUCAGUGGCAGUGUUGUAGAUAGGGCAUUAGAGUUGGAUUGAGAAACAUGGGUUCAUGUUUUGUUCAAGUAUUCCUGGUGACUGUAGUCCUGUUGUUCUAGGCCCCAGUUCUCCAUGUGUAGAUUGUGGAACUCUGAGGCAUUGGACACCAUCGCAGUGGGGAUAAAUAACAUCAAACACACUUGUAAGGGUUAUUCACAUAGUUACCCUCAUUACCUUUGCGUUGAGAGCAGCAUGGCCUCUAUGGGAGUCCUCCUGGGCUUCUCAUAGUCCUGAAUGCUAAGUACUAAAUGAGUACCUGAUUUAAAUCUAAGUGGCUCCAGCUUCUCUCCUGUAUAUCAACAAUAGCUCUGGCACUCAAUUUUUAAUAAUAGCUGAGGCAUCCAAUUUAGAUUUCUGGGGAAAUGUUUCCAAAAGUCGUAAUUGCUUUUAAAUGUCAGCAAACUGAUCCUGAAGUAGAAAUUCAAUAUGUUUUUAUAAAUAAUCCCAGAUGAGGGCAAACGUUUAAAAGCAUCACUGCCUUCUUUUAUUGCAUUGCCAUUGCUUGUUAACGUUAGAAACUAAUAGUAACAAGAGAGCCAGACACAGCCCUAGUUUUUACAAACAUCUGAGGAGGAGGUAAACCUGUUUCUUGACUGUGCCAUUGCAGACAGCAGGUGUGUGCUCAAAUGAGCGAAUGAUCCAUGAUACAAUAAAACCUGUACGUAUAUAGAAAGUUAUGUCAGAGAAAUAGAUUCCAGCCUUGCCUUCUUCCUGCUAUGCUAGUUUUCUGUAGCCAAGGAACAAACCUCAAUUAUACUAUAACUGAUCUGUCAGAAUAUUAGUAUUGUUCUAGUUGUUUAUUCAGUUGACAACACUCUUCUUGUAACUCAGUAUUUUUUUUUUAAUAACUUUUAUUUUGCUUUAAACAGGUGCAUAUAAAUAUAGACAACCAAAAUUACAAAGGAAAAUUCCUUAAUAGUAAUGGGAAAAAAACUUUUAAAACUACAAAAAAUAUCAAAGUACAUAACACAGAACAUAAGCAACUAUGGAAAAGAUAAAAGAAAAAAAAAGAAAAAAAGGGAAAAAAAGGAAGAUGAGCCAAAGCAGGAAGGCUCAUCUAUUGUACACUUCCGUCAAGCUCACAACAGAUCCUUAUUCGUAUCAAUUAUCUCUAUCUGCAUUCCAAAGGAAUCCCUCAUCUUGGUAUCAGGGAACAUUUCUCUAUGUGGCAUCAUUCUAGACAUAGCCAGAUCUUUCUUGCUGAGCCCUUGUCCCCUAAAUAAUUAUUUAAACAUUCCCAUUCUUCUUUCACCAAUUUUUUAGGUUUAUCUGUUAUUGCAUCUGUCAGCUUUGCGAGCUCCAAGUACUCGCACAAUUUGACUACCCAUUCCUCUUUAGUGGGUGUAUUUUUAUCUUUCCAGUGUUUUGCCACUAUAACCCUUGCUGCUGACGUUGCGUACAUAAAUAUCCUAGUUUUGUUUUUGGGAAUAUUAUCUGAAACCAUUCCUAGUAAAAAUUCUUCCGGUUUCUUGCUAAAUGUAGUUUUUAUCAAUCUCUUUAUCUCUUCAUAAAUCAUAUUCCAAAAUCUUUGUAUCUCUAGACAGGACUACCACAUAUGGUAGUAUGUUCCUAUCUGUUCCUUACAUCGCCAGCACUUGUUAUUGUUUGAAUUAUUUAUUUUUGCAAGUUUUACAGGGGUCAGGUACCACCUAUAGUACAUUUUCAUAAGAUUUUCCCUUAUAAGGAAACAAGCCGUGAAUUUUAUAUUUUUAGUCCAUAAUUCAUUCCAAAUAUUGGGUUUGAUUGUAACUCAGUAGUAUUUAAGAUACUGAACAAAACUUCUAAUUCCAUCAGCAGUGACUCUCAGCUUUUGUCUGUGCCAGAGUAUUUCAGUCUUAACCAAAAAAAGUUUAGUUAUUUAGUAUAUUCAGGAUGUAGGCUGACUUACUAUAAUAAACCAGUUGUUUUCCCAACAACGUAUCUUAAGCUGUGUACAUAUUAAUGGCUUAAAAUGCAGCUUAGGUCAUUCUUUUUCUCAAUUCAGGUUGAGGUUGUUUGCAAGCAAAUGCUUUAAAAUGUAUUUCAUAAGAAAUGACAGGAUGGAUAUGGAUUGUGACUGGGUUGUGUUUACACAGCUUCCCAAACCAGUGGUGGAAGCACACUGGAUGCAGAGUGAACUGGAGUGUGUACACAGCCCUUACUAAAGAGUUAGAAUCAGUACUGAUCUGAAUGCUUUAAGGGUGCCACCCAGUGGCUGUUCAGCAAACUUCCCUGACUAUAUAUUUUUUUAAAAAAACCACACACAUUAAUCCUGUAAUUCUGCUCUUUCUAAUAGCUCUCUUCAAUCUGUGUCCCUCAUAGUGAUAACAAUAUGAAUAAAAAUAUUUCAGGUCAGAUUUCCUAAAUGAAGGGUGGGUGGAUGAAGGAAUAAUUAAAACAUGCAGCUCUGUUAAGAUUUAUUGAUUAAAUAUUUUUUAUCUCCUCUUAGCUCCUCUCCUUAGCUUUCAACGCAACUUACAAAUUCUACUUCAUAAAUCAUAAAUCAUACUUCAUAAAUAAGAAACCACUCAUAAACAAAUUAAACCGCACAAGUACAUACCAGUAAAAAUAGCAGUACUAACAGCUUCAACCAGUUGAUGUUGACCAGUUUUCCAAGCCUGGGCACACAGGGUGGAUUUAGCCUUGUAUCUGAAGUAUAGUAAAAUCUAUGAAGCUAGUGCAAAAAGGUUCAGAAAAGCCUAACAUGCCCAAAUCAAGAGAUGUAUUGCUGUUACUGGUUUUUCUAUCCCCUUGGUGUUCUUUCACAAAAUGUUUUGAGAGCCCACAAAGGUCCUUUCUCAACCCUGAAAAUGUUCACAGGAGAACCUCCGGCACAGUCCUAACAGAUCAUUCAAUAGCUUUGUUUGCAGGUCAUGUUAAACCAUAAUUAAUGUUUUGUUUUGUUUUUACUGUGAAGGUAGCUCCUUCUUGCUAGCGUACUGGAGGAACAUGUCACAAUCCCUGGUUUAGCAUUAUAUCUGAACUGGGUAUCACUCCAAACAAACCACAAUUUGCGUUUUGUUAUAACGUUUUGUUAUUGGUUUCCAAAUCUUGGUUUGUUUGCACAAACAUUUAAAUUGGAUCAGUUAUGACAUGACAAUUUCACAUAUAUUCAUCCGCAGAAAUCAUGUAACAUCCAUUUCUUUGUUGCAAAAUACUGGUACAUUCUGCAGAAAUUUCCCUUACUUUGUUUUAACAAAUGUUGAAAAUGGGGGGGAAACCAUAUUAAAGAGAAAGCCACUUUCACAGCCUUUGGCUUAAUGUUUUAAGUAAGUGAUUCUAUGUAAAUUAGAAUCUUCGUACAUUUUUCCAUUGCCAUUGAUCUGUCCUACGCUAAUACCAUUCUGUAAUCUGUCACUGCAGGUUAGGUGAUUCAUUUGGUCAUUUCUUGUAAUCAGUAGAGUGAGAAGGUGAUAUUCAAUGUGAAGCUGCUGCAGAGGCUGAAAAAUGCAGUUACUGUAGGUUUUAUUUUACAGCACAGCCUGAGAAAACUGUUCCCAGGAUGCACUUGGGCUAUUGUUUUAACAACCCGUCGCCCCUUGGAACUUGCUGCUGUUUUCAAGAUUAAUGACUUUGGAAUUCAGCAUUUGCAGAGAGCAAGGGUGAAGUUUAAGUCUGCAGAGCUGCACUGCCUUCUAAAUGAAUCAGACAAAGAACACAUAUAUCUUCCUGUUGUGUCAUAGCGAAAGGGUGGUGGAUGCAAACCGGUCAGAAGCCAAUAACAUAUCUACAUUUGGCACCAGAGUUUAUCUUCAGAUAAAUACAUUUGGCAUACAUUUUUAGAAUCAGUUCUAAAAUGUCUGUCUCAAGAAGGGCAGCCAUGUUAGUCUGUUGCAGCAAAAAUUAACAAAGAGUCUUAUGGCACCUUAAUGACUUAUACAUUUAUUGUGACACAUUUAUUGUUAUUACUCUUCAUGGACUAGAGUCACAACCCUGUGGAAAUGUAUGUUUGGUUCUUUGUAUUAAAAAUACUUUUUAAAGAACACUUUUUUAAAAAGACACUGGCUCGCUACCCUAUGGUAAUAUGGAAACAUGAAGGAGAGCAGACUUGUCAGGAUUGAAUAAGUGGCAAAUGUUAUUCCCUGUUGGGAUAUAUAUAUAUAUUUGCAAUUAUACUAUUUCAAAACUGCAAGUGAAACAUUUCAGACUUGGGAGCGUAGCAAAAGCUUAAUUACAACUGAGAGAAGGAAACAUCUGACACAAUCAUUAGGAAUCCCCUGAAUCAAGCCCUUGGAAUUAUAGGUGUCUAGGUCUGUAGGUAUUGAAUGGUUGGUUUUUAUAUUUGUUUGGAUCGUGGAGCUAUAGAGGAAGUCAGAGGAUAUUGUUUGCUUUCAUCUGUAGUCACUUUUUAUAUCAGUAUAACUUGCUUGACAUAAAAGAAUCAGCUUGCAAAGUGGAAUUGCUUUUGGGAAUCAGGUUUAUCCCAGGUUGCUGCCAACUUCUGUAGUACAAAAAUGACACCUCAAUUUUUACAGAUUAACCACACUCUACCUUGUAGUCCUGCAUCCUGCCCCACCCUUCCACAUAUUCACGACCAUGCUACUUUCUCUUAAAUCAUACUGUCUAGUAACAGCGAAGCCUUUCUGGAAUAGCAGGUAUUCUUGAGGAAGUGGUAAAAAUCUGCAACUGCUUCAUGUUCUCUAUAUCUGUCGUCAGGUGGAAUGUUAGCUGCAUUUUGUGACUUUGUGUUAGCUUUAGAAUGAAUUACGAUGCUUGCAUCAGAAUGUAUGACCAGCUAUACUGAAGCAGCAGGGGGUUCUUUCCUGCAGUCACUCUUAAAAGUAGAAAUAGAAAUAAGGCUUGAUAGAGGAAUGUUACCAGUGUGGCAGCCUCAUGGAAAUUCUCCCAUAGUGUUUAUUUACAGUCCCUGGCUGUGUUCACACGUAAUGAUAAGCCAAAGCAUGAUGAUGAGUGAAUGCUUGAACUCCUAAGGUUUGGCUACAGCUUGUGGUUGAGGAGGGAGCUUAACCAUGAGACCAGGUUCUCUCAACACGCUAAGCCAAACCAUGGUUUAGCUGCCACAUUGCCCUGAGCUAAAAGGACCAAGGAGGAGCAAAGCAGGGUUCAAGCUGCUCUUGGGGAGCAAGCAAGUUUGCAUGAUUCCAGUAAGUCAUAGUUUGGCUUACCACGUCACAGAAGCCAGACCAUUAUGUAACCCAGUAAUGUGGCUUCAUGCUUCUGUGAGUUUUCCUAUCAGUGGCAGUAAAGGCAUAAACAAUGAUGGUGCUACAACUUUUAGUGAACAUAUUUAAAUGCUACAGAGAACAAAAACUUGUCACAAGGAUUCCAUGUCUCACAGCAAGUCUGUGACAGGUAUAAUCCCUCCCACUGGAAGCAGUUAGCAUGAACAAAGGUAGCAAAUUCCUGACAAUGAACAGUGGUCUGGAAAUCACUCAUAUAUAAUCCUAAUUUACCUACUUCAGUGUGGCUAAUUCCUGUGAUAGUGCCAGUGAAUUUGUGGAUUCUGUGGGUCUGAAAACCAUGGGCCUAAAAUAGACAUUUUAUGCAGGUCUUCUGUUUUACUGACUGUAUCUCCCCUGUGCAACCAAGAUAAGUGCUGUAAAUGUAGCAGUUGCAGUUUUAGAGUUUUCCCAUAGGAUUUUGUUUGCAAGACAAACAGCCUUGCUAGCUUGUACAUAUUGGCUGUGUGAUACAGAAGUACAUGCAACGUGAUUUGUUAAAGCUAAAGUAUUGACUGGAUUUAGAUCUUAUCCUUUAUUAAAUAAUUACAAAGAGCUGAGCACAGGAAAGAGAUAUUGCAGAUUCAGAAUUUACUUAACCUUUAUGUUCAUUUCUAUGAAGAUUAAUUUUAUUGAUAAUUAGGGCUAGUGUGUAAACCAGUGUGAUUCCUUUUAUUUUUAAUAUGAUGUUUGGCACGAGAAAGAUGGCUUCAUUUUCUUGUGCACAUCUGAUUGAGCAAUCAAUAUCUUUGCUAAUUAUCACUUUUGAUGAUCGCUUGUUAGAUCAGACUUUCUGUGAGAAUGUGUGCAUGGCAAACGUGCAGAGAAAUAAUUGAUUCACUUUUCAAAGACAACUAACCAGCAACUGUAUCCCAAUUUAAUCUUUAGCCUGGCUUUGAAUUUCUUAAAGGAUGAUGGUAAAAAACCAGAACAUGCAGAGCUCCCAGACAGCUUUCAAUCUCCAUUUGCAGGAAGUAAUUUUUUAGAAGACAAAAGGGGGAAAAAAGUGAAAUCAAUCUUUUCUAUGAGAAAAACCAUAUGCAGCAUGAAACCUGCUGCUUUUAGUUGAGUGAUGACAUGCUGAUGCCAAGAAAAAAAAUGAAUGUAAAGUUGUGAAUGAGCUAAACAGCAUAUAUAUUACCAAAUACGAUCUUGUAAAAGACUACAAGCCUGGAAUGUGGUCUAAGAACACAUGAUACAUCCAAUUUGCUGAAGCUAAGCAGGUCCAGGUUUGGUCAGUGCCUGGAUGAGAGACCCAUAUGUGCAACCUUGGGUUCCAUGAUGGAAGGCAGGCAGGCGUUACAUUACAUAUGCUAGUGCUUGGAAGAGUACUCUUCCUUCCUUUUUCCUGCUGGAGCUAUGAAGGGAACAACGAGAGGUGCUGUUGUGGUGUAAUGUUUUGCACUCCCUCCACCUAAAUUCAGGUGUAAAUAUGUGUCAAUAAACCAUAUUUCUUAAAGACACUACAGUCUCUGCUGUACCUCCUUCCAAAGGAACACAAGCCCUGAUAAAGUGCCAAGACCCCUGUAAUCUUACUACCACUUGGCUGAGAUUGGAGUGGCCUGUAACAAUAGGUUGAAUUUGUUGAAUAAUAACUAUUGACCCUGUGGAUGUUUAACAUCCUAACAAAGUAGUUAUGAAUACAGAGGACUGGAAUCAAUGAAACAGUUCUGCUAGUGGGAGCCAGUGCAAUGAGUCCCACUAGUGCAACAGAAUGUUCCCUCCCCUCUCCUCCCCCUGAACCCCGCAAACCUGCCUGGGGUGGAUCAGGAGAACCCCCAGAGCAGUGCAUGGGCCGGGGGGGGGGAGAAGAUAAGAGGUUAUCUGUCUGGCAAGCAGAAAUGCUUGCACUGACAGAACAAUCAUAAUAGCGUGACAAUGUAGAUUAUAGCAUUUGCAUUUUAAAAGGGCAUUCUUAGAAGCAUUGGAUGAUGCUAAACAAUGUAUUUUGUAAACAAAUACUGCAUGCCUUUUGCUAUAUUUGUAAUAAGGAUAUUUAAAAGCCCACUAGAAUAGCAUUUCAUUUGUUUUAAUUCUUUCCUUUUUCGCAUUCACACACUUCAGAUUUUUCAUUCUCCUAUUUUAAAUUGUUCUUAGCUUCCCUUCCUUUUCUUUACACACAGUUUGUCUCAGUCACACACAAACACCACCCAUCUUUUAAACAAAACCAACAUCUAACAAAUAAUUGUCUGGGUGUAUUUUAAUUUCUGACUAUUAUUGUCUUAUUUAUCUGUUGCUCACUCUCCUUGAAGAUUCAUUAGCUAUUCUGGUGGAAAGUUGUAGGGAAAACAUGGAACUUUCGCAGUUGAGAAACACUGCUUACUGUUCAAGAUAUUAAAUGAGAAAUCUCUCGAGAAAAUACUGCAAUCAGUUCAAGAAAAGUGAAACAAAAUAGCCAAAAAAGGGUAUCUGUUUUAUUCAUGGUAUGGCUAUUAUAAAUAUAUAUCCCAAUCAUUCUGUGCUUUCAGCUUGUUGUGCUGGACAGGAGAAACAAACAUAACUCAACAUAAUGCUUAAUGGCAAUUAUGAACCACAACUAAGCAGCAACUUUCAUGGUUGUUUUAUGCUUCUAGGGGAACAUGCUGAUAUUUUGGGAUAAACCACUGUAGCCUUUAAUUUUCAGUUUUAUUUCCUGAUAUAGUGUAAUAUUUGAUUCAAAAAGUUUCAAAAAUGUGGGCUCACUGGAAAAAGCAGGUGCUUUUCUCUUCUCUCAAAAGUGACAUCUCAUAAGCCAUAUCAGAGUAUCAGUAAAUUUCUCAUGAUCAACAAAGUCAACCAUACAAAAUAUGCCAUGUUUCUAAGGCAUUGCCCUUUUAUGUGUGCAUGUGCUUUCUCCCUUAUCCAGGAUGGAGUUUCAGCAUGGGAUCUGCUUACCAGUUUCACAGCUGGCGAGUGUUUGUUAUUAUGUGUGCUCUGCCCUGUGUUUCCGCUGUGGUGGCACUUACUUUCAUGCCAGAAAGUCCAAGGUUCUUGCUUGAGGUAAAAUGCCUAUAUUAUUAAACAACUUGAGUUUACCUGGGGCUUCAGGUCAGCCAUGGAGACUCUGCUGUCUAGACGACCACUAAGAUAAAUCAGACUCAUGGGACAGGGGCAGGGUCUUUUCAUCAGUGGUGGCCCCAUAUCUUUGAAACCGCCUCCCUGGAGAAUGUUUGAUCCCUCUUUGGUGGUUUUCAAAAGAACUUUAAAGGCCUGAUUCCACAAAAUUUUAUGGAUUUUUUAAAACUGUAAUUUUCUUGGUUCUAAAUCUUGUUUUGUAAACUGCCUUCUGAAGGUGUGGCUCUAAAAGAUGGGAUAAAAAUAACUGAAAAGGUAAAAUAACUUUAUGUAUAACAGAAAAGUUCUAACCCCUAGAUCUGCUGGCUGGAGGGAGUUAGGUGCUUCUUUGCCUUUUAGGAAGUCUUGUAUACUGGGAAAGCCCCACCUAUGCCCACAGAAAUCUCUGAAGACAUAGAUAUUUUGCUAGCAGUGCUCUCACUUGCAGUAGCCUGUGUUAGGCCAGAAGAAGGUAGAAAGACCCCAGCAUUGGGACCACCACCUGUGUCAGUCGGAACUAUCCCCCCCCGCGCGCAUUUGAACCAGUGGGAGGAAUUUUUAAAAAGAUCAUCAAAGUCCCCCAGAGUCAAACCAGUAGGACUUUGGAAGUGGCAGCUGAUCUGCCAUUUCACACAUGUGACAAGCACUCAAUAUACCACACCACACAGUUGAAAAUCAGCUAAAAAGGGGAGCAGCUGGUGAAUUCUGGGACUAUAGGAGGUAUGGUUAUCAGUUUUUCCAAGGGAAUAAUGAUAGUGAGUGAGGCAGGAAAGGUCAAUUGCUUAGCUAUCAUUACAUUAUUAUAACCUCUCAGCAAUUUCAGUUCUUCAAUUUCUAUUUUAAUAUAUAUAUGUUGCUUUACCAAAUGUGUUCAUAUCUGUAGGUUGGGAAACAUGAUGAAGCUUGGAUGAUUCUCAAACAAAUUCAUGAUACAAACAUGAGAGCUCGUGGUCAGCCUGAAAAAGUUUUCACAGUAAGUUGUCAUUUGCACCAUUAUGCCUCAUUAGCCCAACAUCAAAAUUUAGAUGGAUAUAGUUGCUGGAAAGCAUGGAAAGUGUUCCUUUUUUCUUAAGGUAAACAAGACAGUUAAGAAUAUCUGUCACAGGUGGAUAGAUAUUGAAAACAUUUACUGGAUUAAGGUAUGUUUUGAAAGUUAAGGUUACUAAUGCUAUGUAAAUGUGAGGUUAAAGGCAAAGGACCCCUGGAUGGUUAAAUUCAGUCAAAGGCGACUAUGGGGUGUGGCACUCAUCUCGCUUCAGACUGAGGGAGCUGGUGUUUGUACACAGACAGCUUUCCGGGUCAUGUAGCCAGCAUGACUAAACCACUUCUGGUGCAAUGGAACACCGUGACGGAGGCCAGAGCGUACGGAAACACUGUUUACUUUCCCGCCGCAGCGGUACUUAUUUAUCUACUUGCACUGGUGUGCUUUCGAACUGCUAGGUUGUCAGAAGCUGGGAUGGAGCAAUGGGAGCUCACCCCAUCAUGUUGAUUAGAACCCCUGACCUCCCAAUUGGCAAGCCCAAGAGGCUCUGUAGUUUAGACCACAGUGCCACCUGCUCCCUAUUAAUGGCUAUGUAGUAGCACCUUCACUGUGUCUCUGCGUACCAGUUGCUGGGAUGGACAAAUAGGAAGAAUGCUUUUGUGCUUAUAAGUUCUUACUGGCAUCAGGUAGGCCAUUUUGGAAACUGGGUGGGCAUUUGGUUUGAUCCAACAGGACUUUUCUUAUGUUUAAUGCUAUCCAUACAUUUUUGUGUAAUGUAAAAAAGGUCAUCUCAGUAAUUACAGAAGCAGGUGUUUGGUACUUUCCAAAAGCGUUUUCACUUAGAAUAACAAAUUUUUGUUUAGAAUAACAAAAGGGUAUUUUUCAAACAGAGACUUACUAUCUAUCUAUGUCUGUCUAUCUCUCUAUCUAUCUAUCUAUCUAUCUAUCUACCCACCAUAUUUUUCGCCCUAUAGGACGCACCGUCCCAUAAGGCGCACCUAGUUUUUUGGGGGGGAAAUAAAGGGGGAAAAAUUAUUUCCCCCCCAGGCCCGAGCUUCCCCCGACCCCAGCCUCCAAACAGGCAGCUCUCUGCAAGCCGUGGGAGCCCAGCGCUGGCUCCCGCUGCUUGCGGAGAGGUCCGCGAAGCCUGGACGCGCUGAGCUCCGCGCGCGCAGGCUUCAGCAUGCAGGCAACUCUCCGCAAGCAGCGGGAGCCCAGCGCUGGGCUCCCGCUGCUUGUGGAGAGGUGCGCGAAGCCUGCAUUCGCCCCAUAGGACGCACACACAUUUCCCCUUCAUUUUUGGAGGGGGGAAAGUGCGUCCUAUAGGGCGAAAAAUACGGUAUCUAUCUAUCUAAAAUUAAAUGUGGCAACUAGGUUCAUAAUAGCCAAACUUUUUUUAAAAAAGAAUAGUAAUGUAGUGUUUGUGAAUUAACAAGUAAAGGAGCACAGGGUUAUUUUAAUACUGAACUGGCUGAUUAUAUAAGAAAGAAAGAAUUUUUGUAAGAAAGCAUCUUUGUAAAAAAUAUUAUCUUUGUAUUUAUUUUGUCUUAUAUUGAUUUAAUAUGAAGCUGUGAUAUUGCCUUUUUCAUUAUGAUUUUGCUGGGAUGGGGAUGCCUUCAUUUUGUAAAAACAUAUUAAGAAAUGCAUAGGUGAGUUGGAUGCUAAUCAGCUGUCUUAAUAAUGCUCAGCAAAAUAACCCAUUCCCUGUCUACUCCUAUAUAUGCCUACAGUGGUACCUCCGUUUAUGAACUUAAUACGUUCCGGAAGUCCGUUCUUACACUAAAAACAUUCUCAAACCGAGGCGCGCUUUCCCCAAUGAGGCUUCUUGCCGCCGGUGCCCAUCCACUGGUCGGCUUCCAUUCGUUUUCCGGGGCAAAGUUUGCUAGCUGGAACACUUACUUCCAGUUUUGCGGAGUGCGUUGCCCGAAUCGUUCGUUAACAGAAUUGUUCUUAGACCGAGGUAUGACUGUACUCAGAAGUUCCAUUGAGUUCAAUGGGGCUUAAUUUGGAUUGCAUGCUAAGUUGCCCCUGCCUUGAUAUGGCGUAUCAUUCUGUGCAGUUGCCCUUCAUGACACAAAAAUCCAGUUUCCCUUUCUUUCUAGAAGCUUUAGGCAGGGUUCCUUCCCAUCAUGAAGUUCUUUGCCUAUCCUCAUUUGGAUAAUAUCAAAUAAUGUUUGCUAAGGGGAAAGAACAUAAAAAUCUUUUUUUGUGCCUUCCAUAGGUUAACAGGAUAAAAACUCCGAAGCAAAUAGAUGAGUUUAUAGAAAUAGAAAGCGAUACAGGAACCUGGUACAAGCGGUGCUAUGUCAGAGUGCGUACAGAGCUGGAUGGUGUAAGUAAUUAAUUUGAAAAAUAUUAUUUGCACUGAAUAUGAAAGCAGAACUAUAGAAAUGUAACCAUUGAAGAUUGUUGUUAACCUUACAAAAAAUUAUUUGAAGACGUGCUUUAGUUUUUUAAAAGAAUGAAUAAAUGUUCUCUGCUGCCAUGCUCACCAGAGAUGUUCGAGAUGAUGGUGUCUACUUUGAUUUAAUACAUUGCUUUUAUCCAGUGUUUCUUCCCAAUAAUUUCAAUUUAGCAUAUAUGGUUAUUAUUAUUAUCCUUUUCAUAGUACUCUAAAUUGAAAUUUAAAAAUAAAUGUUUAUUUUCUUCAUCUUUCACAGAUUUGGUCAACUUUUAUGAGGUGUUUCACUUAUCCCGUCAAGGACAGUACAACCAAACUUGCAGUAGUAUGGUUUACUCUUUCUUUUGGGUAAGAGCAACAAGACACACAUGAAGUGGUUGUAAUACUGAUUAAGCAAUACAGAAAAGAAAGAAAUAGAGCAAUUUUUGUCAAGUAUUAAAUUUUCACAGCUGUCAAUAGAAGAUCGUGUUUUAUUAGAAUGAUAAGUAAUGGAAAGAGAAAUAAUAGAUGGCUUCACAGCUGCAUACUAUAAAAAGGUUUUUUUCAGUACUAGUGAAAUCUCUGAGAUUACAGUGGUACCUCGGGUUACAUACGCUUCAGGUUACAGACGCUUCAGAUUACAGACUCUGCUAACCCAGAAAUAGUACCUCGGGUUAAGAACUUUGCUUCAGGAUGAGAACAGAAAUCGUGCUCUUGCGGCGCGGCGGCAGCGGGAGGCUCCAUUAGCUAAAGUGGUGCUUCAGGUUAAGAACAAUUUCAGGUUAAGAACGGACCUCCGGAACGAAUUAAGUUCUUAACCCGAGGUACCACUGUAAUCAAAUUAUGGAAAUGAGGGUCAUACAGGAGACCUCAAAAGCUACAGUUAUAAUUGUUGUUCCCAAAGAGUGGAAGUAUUUUGCACUAGUCACUGUGUAUUGGCGAAAAUAUUGGUUAAACCAGGCAUGGCCAAACUUGGCCCUCCAGAUGUUUUGGGGCUACAAUUCCCAUCAUCCCUGACCACUGGUGCUGUUAGCUAGGGAUGGUGGGAGUUGUAGUCCCAAAACAUCUGCAGGGCCAAGUUUGGCCAUGGCUUAGUUAUACACAAUCUAAAUCUAUAAGAUAUUUUCAGGCAUUGGGGGGGGGGGGCGGAAAUAGUGUAAUCAGUAAAUCUGACCACUUAGGCUUCAUUUGGCUAAGAAAGAUGAUUCAUUGAAAUUGUAUCUAUUGCUUUUCACAGAUACUAUGGAUUGUCAGUCUGGUUUCCAGAUGUGAUUAAGCAUCUACAAGCAGAUGAGUAUGCUUCUAGAAGGAAGAGUUUUGAAAAUGAGAUAAUAAAAGACUUUGACUUCAACUUUACUUUGGAAAAUCAGAUUCACUACAAUGGAACAUUCGUCAAUGACAGGUUGAAAUAA